Messenger RNA from Dicentrarchus labrax (European seabass), 6631 nucleotides. Its product is annotated as E3 ubiquitin-protein ligase RNF43. Gene Ontology annotation, molecular function: ubiquitin protein ligase activity; frizzled binding. Gene Ontology annotation, biological process: Wnt receptor catabolic process; ubiquitin-dependent protein catabolic process. Lineage: Eukaryota; Metazoa; Chordata; Actinopteri; Moronidae. The transcript is spliced from 9 exons. Bases 1296 to 3770 code for a protein of 824 amino acids. The record is from RefSeq and is a predicted model, not a curated record.
AGGACAGUGAGCAGGUAGAGACUGUCAAUGAGAUCCCAGGGGAGCGAGAGACAGUCCGGGAGGUAGACUUUUGGGACGGUGUCAUAACUGUACAAGGCGUCUCUCUACUUUAUCAACUUUAAAUGGAGACCACAAGGAGUUUGGACCACUUUUAUUCCGUACUUUUUGUGGUGCUUCUGCUCUGUACUCGUUGAUGAUUCUGAUAAACGAUUCAUUUUCCCUCGGUGUUCUCAGGAGGAUCGUAUGUUAUUUCUCACAGUGCAGCGGAGGCACUGGAUUCAGGGGGAAGCCUGUGUGUGGGGUUUCUUUUACAGCGAGUGGGUUUAAAUGAACAGCGGCUGUAGAGAAUAAGUUGAUGGGUCUGCUAUAAUAACCAAGUUAUAGUCUAAAUGAAGUAAGCCAUUUGCUUUAGUUAAUAAUUACAUAAAGCGGUGUACUGAAUUUAACAACUUCUUCGAGGAUUAUUUUUCGCAACUCGUUGGUUGUAAAGGUAUUGGGCAACCUGUUGGCAGGGCACUAUCUGUCAGCAUGCCUUAUAACUUUCCGGCGGCAACCUGUAACACCGCCUUUGAAGUUCAAGUCGUCUCUCUCCUGCGUUUUUUGUGGAUUUAUCCAGAAAAUGUGGCGCCCACAGGAUGUGCUGUCUUCUGAUUCUGUUUGUCAACUGGUGUUUGAUCGCAUACUGUGAUUGUAAGCUACAGUGACUGGCGCACACUGUAAUAUUAAGAGCAUAGUGCUGAUAACGGAUGAAGAUCGAUACACUGUGUGCCAGGACCUGGCCGUCCGGGAGAGGAUACAGCGGUUCAACUGUUAACACGUUACAAAUGAGGACACUUGUUUAUCUCAUGAAGACCGAUGCACACUUCAAGCUCUAACACAUCACAGCGUGUCUUCAUGGUGCUUUUGAGCAAACAAUGUUUCUCCUCUCACAUUAAUGACACUGGAUAAAAGUUCACUGGAGCGCACUUUGUCUCUGGAGAGAGGGCUUUUUGUGGAACGGAGCGCGUUUGGCUCCAUGUGGGCACUGAGUGAUAUGCAUUUCUAUAACGUGCAGUUUGAUUAUUAACUCUGCUGCUGAAUGGAAGUUUUGGGACAUUCACGCAUGAGAUAUGAUGGCAGUCCUCCAGCUUUAAAAGUUUGGAUUCUAUCUGUUUCGCAGUAAGGUCGUCGAGGCUGAAAGCAGAAGUGGGACGUAUAUACGCAUAAACACACGUUCUCCGUUUUGUCUAUUCGCGGCGCUUGCCUGCUUUGAAGUCCACCAUGUGCGGCCGGGCACCGCCGCUACAGCCGAGGCCAUGACCGUCCCCCAGCGGCGCCUGGCCGGGCUCGGGCCGUGGCUGCUCAUGGCGGCCCUGCAGGUGGUGCUGGGCCAGCCGGGCCUGGAGUCCGAGCGGCCGGCCCUCCGAGCGGUCAUCAAGGUGGCACUGCUGAAUCAGGAGCCCACGGGGAAGCCCAUCACCCUGGAGGGGGUGUUCGUGGGAGGAAGUGCCGGCCACGCGGAGGGAAAACUAAUGCAGUAUCACCCUCUGUCUCUAUGCAACACGAGCGAGGAUGAACGACAAGAGAGUGACUUCAUCACCAUUGUCAAACUGGAGCACAGGGUCCCCCGCUGUCUGCCGCUGCUUGAUAAGGCUCGCAUGGCGCUGGAUAAAGGAGCUCAGGCUGUUAUCUUUGAUGUCAGUGAUGAUGCCAAUGCUGCUGCUGAGCUGCGAGAGACGGACUCCCUUCCCCGUCCGGUCGUGCUGGUGGAGGCGGAGGAUGCAGAGGAGCUGAUGGGUUUGGUCAACAAGAACGAGGAGGCCAAAGUUCGCAUUGAGGUCAUGAUGGAGCAGCCUAGAUGGCCACAUUAUGAUGUGGGUAUCCUGCUCACCAUCGUCCUAGCUAUUCUGAGCAUUGUCCUAAUCUUCGCUUUCCGCUACAAGUGCAAGUCCAACAGAACGUCGGACUCUGUCCAUCAGCAGACCAUGCGGGCCAUCAGUCGAUUGGAGACCAAAACCUACACCUCCUCAGGCUCUCAGCGCCACCGUGCCGCCUGGGGUUCAGCCAGCAGCUCCAACUCGAGCCCCGUCUGUGCUAUCUGUCUAGAGGAGUUCCAGGACGGGCAGCAUUUGAGGAUCAUCUCCUGUGCUCACGAGUUCCACAAAGACUGCGUCGACCCCUGGCUGAUACAGCACCGCACCUGUCCCCUCUGCAUGCACAACAUCAUGGGUGAGGAAAAGCAUAUUUACAGGACGGAGCGGCAGCCCCAGAGGAACAGACUCCAGCAGAGUUCAGAGCAAAGCCAGAGUUUCCUGCACGCUCAACCUUACAGCAGCCCACGCAACCACCCGUUCCCACAGCAUGCCAUUCCCUUCUCUAUGAGGCCUCACUAUCCUCGUGGGCCCUCUGGACCCUAUCCCUCUCUGGGCCACUACACUGCCUCUUCUCCCAGAGACACCCAAACACUGCGUUUCCUCACCAGCAGGCCGCUUGGCUCCGGUUGUGGGUACCACCUUCCUGCAGAGGGUCCCAGAGGGCCCCACAGGAUUGGAGGUAACUGCAGGACUUCCACCCACCACUACACCCCACGUCGGUCCUGCCACAACUAUCGCUCAUCGUGUCCGGCGCAGCGCAGUGCAUCCAGCUCAAGACUGCACCACGGAGCCUCUGUCACACAGCAGCCCCGCGGAGCCGCAGCUCAUAGUAGGCAGGACGAGGGCAGCUGCUCGGGUGGCAGCUACCACACAGAACGCAGCGGAUACUUGGCUGAUGGGCCAGCUAGUGACUCCAGCUCAGGGCCGUGCCAUGGCUCCUCCAGCGACUCAGUUCUCAAUUGUACUGAUGUGUCCCUGCAGGGGGUUUAUGGCAGCUGGUCCACCUUCCGUAGCUCUCUGAGUAGUGACUAUGAUCCGUUUGUGUAUUAUGGGCCUGGUCCUGGGCGCGCCCCCCGCAGGAACAGCCUGGAGGCAUGUGCCCAGGCCCGGCCCAGGUCUCUGGAUUCUGUGGUGAACAAAGCGGGUUGCCCCGAAGAACAGCCACAGACUGUGUUCAGCCACAUCCACUACCACCGCCACAGACACCACCACUAUGAGGAGGGGGAGCACAGCCAGGGCCCGAGCAGAGGCUCAGAUGAGGAGCAGGGGGCCGUUGCUGCUGCUCCUGCAGCUGCUCCUGCUGCUCUCGUCCUGGACAAAGACUCACCUGUGUGCCCUCCUAAGCACGGCCCCUGCCAGUGCCCAAAGCCAGACCCCACAGAUCGGCCCAGUCCUGGGGCAGAGUGUCAGGACCAUGACCCCAGCGGCCCUACAGGACCUCCUGUACUGUUGUCCCCAAUCCCCUUACAGCUUCAACCCCACUGCUGCCACCCGGGACACGGACACCCUCCCGCUCCUCUUGGGAGAGUGGGUGGCUGUGUGCUUGAUGGCCCCUCUGUUCGCUUCCACCAGAGCCUAGAUCUGCAGGAUGACCGUAGCAUCCACUUCCGCUAUGGUCAGGGCCCGGGCUUCUGCUGCUCUCCCCCUGAGCUGCACCCUGCCUUGCUCCCCGUACCCCUCAUUCUGGACUCUGGAGGUAUGGAGGACUGGCCUUGCUGUGCUGGGGCCCAUGUUGUGUGGCAAAAACGGGUGCAACAGGCCCGCUCAGAGCCCCAGCUCCUGGGGCCUGGGACCUCUAUGGACAGGCCACCCUGCAGGUUCCACCACGGCCCUGCUGCUGACCGCAACACAGACAUUUGUUUGUACUGCCAAACAUUACACCACAAUCAGGGAUCAGAAGAGGAGUCCGGUGUGUGAGAACUUGUUGCAUCCCCAAUUAUCACGCUGCUACACAGGAGCCAGAAUGGACAAGCCUCUCAUUGGCUAUCGCUCUCAUGUCUUCCAUGUAAUUCCACCAGAAAUGCCUUCGUGCAGACGAUUCCCCAGCUCCCCCCAGGACUCAAAGCUCACAUGCUGAAAGUUAGUUCCGUUAUUAAGUGAAAUCAUUGUGAUUGAAUCAUGCUAAAUUUUUAGAAUAAUGCUGGACCAUUCAAAAUAUUAUAUGUCAGAAUAUACUGAAUGUUUGGGAGUUGCUGGGGAAACGGCUCAUACACCACAAAGGGGAAAAAGUGUUUUUCUGUGUUUCUCCUUGUCAGUUAUAGGAAGAAUAUUCAUUACAAACACAAGUCCCCAUGCUCCUUAGUGACAACUAACGAAUGAUCUUUGCUUAUGGGCAUUGAGCCCACAUGAAGUGAGACUCCAUCUCUGCAUUGCUCACUCUAUUACAAAAUAACUUGAUUUAUCUUAGAGGUACUUACUUUCACUUGCGUGAUCUUCGUCUUCCUUCGCUGAGUCCAGUCUCAGCUGAGAGAAGCUUUUCUCUCCAGCCUACCUCAGCUCAGAUUUCUUAACAUGCCUCACACAGGGGGUCUUUAAAGGUACUGCUGUAGUGAUUUUUUUUUUGUUUUUUUUGGUCACAACCAUGUAGCUCCCAUAAACUCAGCAAAAGUUAGAUCUGUCCAAAUGGAGAGAAAGGUUGAUGCUCAGUCCCUCAAACAACAAGCAUUCGCUGAGGUUGCUGAGCCUUGCAUGGGCCUUGUUUUCAUUAUUUCAAUAAUGGCAGCUGUUUCCAACAUGUUUGUUUGUGUUUUGGAUCACUUUCUGUUUCUUUUUUUUCGUAGUCUGUAAUUUUCUUUUUCACCUUUCAACAUGAACCUGUUUGACUGAAUUAUGUGGUCGUCAUUACAAGCUAUUGUCUUAUUCUUGUCAUUUCUCUUGCCAGUGGUUACUUCACAUGUUUGACCUCAGUGCUGUUAAACCCCCUGAUCAGAGGGAACAGGCCUCUUCACGAGGAUGACAAACUGAUCCUCUGCUCCUUUAAUCCAUCACAACGUUGUAGUAUCCCCCACAUAUGGUAAACCCUCCCAUUGUCCUCCAGCAUCUAAAGCUCUAGAAAACUGUUCUACAUUGCAGCCAUAGAAAAGAGAUAGUGACUCUUUAAUGAUGUAACUGGAGUAAAGCCAUGCUAGGUAGACCUUACAGUCAGCUCAGUCGGUUGUCGUAGCACAAGUUUAAUGAAAGCUUGCAGUGCUUUCCCAUGAUUUCAAACCGUAGGCUAGGUAGAGCCUGAGAAAUAUCUCAGGAACAAUCAAACACUGGAAAAAUGGGAAGAAUUCAUCUUAGUUACAGUAAUGACAGCCAAAUUGAUGAAAAAUCCUGUCAUUGUAAAUGUGCAUUGCCCUGCUGUUGAGCUCACAGCACUUGAAGGAACAUUAAAGAUGUUUUCAUUCAGAUAAAUAGUUCAAAUGUUUAAUUCUGUCUCCACACUACAAACAAUAGAAUCAAGGAUACCUACUAUUCCCUCUUUCCCUGUUUAGCCACUCUGGCAGACUGACAGACAGAAAAUGUGUUUAUAUUCCAGGAGAAUUACGCUGAACACUCAAACUGUGUAGAUAAAAGUCAACCACACCGUGCCUUCAAAGACAGCUCUCUUAUUUCCAUCCUAACCACAGAUUCGCAUGUACUCAACUAAAUAAUCUGAGAUCAGAGGAAUGGGAAGCGUGGACUUUCCUUUAAAGUGAAAAUGUGAAAGCAGUCAGAUACAGUUUAGCUUUGCAAAAACAGCAGACAAAGAGCUCAUGGGUAUUGCAAUGUAACCAGUAGCACUUACUAAAGCCUCAUAUGUGCCUUAUUCAUUAAAACUGUUCAUCAUCCUAAAUCUGGAAACUCCGAACACACUAAGCUCUUAUAUGUCUAACCAAAGAGGCAAAAUCUUGAACCGAUGAACUUAUAACAUAGUUUGUGCUUUUUUUUUUCCUGCUUCAACCUUUUCCUUAAUUCUCGGAAUUAAAUGUGUUUUCAGUGACAAGAGAGCAAUACCAGAAUUGAAGUGGAAAUCAUUUUGGACUCAAUAUUAUUGGACAAUCAUGCAGAAUCUUUCACCUGCAGUCCCUUGUACUAAUACCUCACUUUGAAUGUGUCAACGCAGCGUCCUCCAGAUAAAGUAUCAGGGUCUCCUCGUCUGUUAUUUAUCGUGCCCAAACGGUCUACGAGACUGAAAUGGAAAUGACUGAAUUACAAAGCAGCACUUUGGCUUAAGCAGAUUUUAUAUACAUCUAUAUAUAUAUAUUACUAUAUAUAUAUAUAUAUAUAUAUAUAUAUAUAUAUAUAUAUAUAGAUGUAUAAAAUACGUAAAUCUCAUAGUAUUAAUUUAAAACAAGCCCAAAACCAUCAGCACAUGAAAAAUAACAUUUAGUGAUGCUGCAGAGCAUCUGAUGUGAUUUCAUCCUGUUCAAGAUCUUUCUCUUUGUGUAUGUUUAUGUGUUUGUUUUGUUAUGUUUUGUAAGAAUACCGAGCUGAAACUGCCUUUUCUAUGAGUAAAAAUCCCUCCAGAACUUUAAGGGAUAUGUCAGUAUAUUUUGGAUACUUUGUGUACAAAAAGAGAACAACAAAAACACAAAUGAAAUAGUGUUGUAUUUUAUAUAUAAUAGAACAUUUCAAUAUAGUGACAUGUCACUAAUAUAUUUAUUUACUAAUAUAUUUAUCCAUUUUGUCCAGGUUUGAAAGAGUGGUUUCUGUAUAGACUGAAUGUUUCUAUAUGGAAAUUGACCAGUGCCAUCACAGAUGUAUCAACCUGUCUUCAUUCCAAUUAUAUGCAAAUAAAUUAUUUUGAAAUAAAA